GCUGUGCAGGGACCCCAAUACGAGGCUCAAUCCUAGAACCCCAGGAUCAUGACCUGAGCUGAAGGCAGACGCUUAACCAACUGAGCAACCCAGGUGUCCUGGAGAUAUACUUCAAUUCAAAUCGUAGAUGGUAACUGAUGCCCAAAAUUGUAAUGCCCAACUUCAGGUUCAGGAAACCACAGUAAUCUACAUUUUCACUUCUGAUGUUGUCAGGAAUUCUGAGAGAUGUUACAUCCACAGCCUGAGACUAUGAUUUGUAUAAAUCUAGGUGGAGCCUUGGGAUUGCAGUGUAAACAAAAGCAAACCGUUUUGAUUCAUGGAGUUCUCAGGCCACUACUGAAAAAAACAGCCCUAGGCUCUCCGACGUUGUUUGUAGAAACCCCAGCUCAUUUCUCUUGGAAAGAAAGUUAUUACCGAUCCACUAUGUCACAGAGCACACAGACAAAUGAAUUCCUCAGUCCAGAGGUCUUCCAGCAUAUCUGGGAUUUUCUGGAACAGCCCAUAUGUUCUGUUCAGCCCAUUGACUUGAACUUUGUGGAUGAGCCAUCAGAAAAUGGUACAAGAAACAAGAUCGAGAUUAGCAUGGACUGCAUCCGCAUGCAGGACUCGGACCUCAGUGACCCCAUGUGGCCACAGUACACGAACCUGGGGCUCCUGAACAGCAUGGACCAGCAGAUCCAGAACGGCUCCUCGUCCACCAGCCCCUACAACACAGACCACGCGCAGAACAGCGUCACGGCACCGUCGCCCUACGCGCAGCCCAGCUCCACCUUCGAUGCCCUCUCUCCGUCCCCAGCCAUCCCCUCCAACACCGACUAUCCGGGUCCGCACAGCUUCGACGUGUCCUUCCAGCAGUCCAGCACCGCCAAGUCGGCCACCUGGACGUAUUCCACUGAACUGAAGAAACUGUACUGCCAAAUUGCAAAGACAUGUCCCAUCCAGAUCAAGGUGAUGACCCCACCUCCACAGGGCGCUGUCAUCCGUGCCAUGCCUGUCUACAAGAAAGCUGAGCAUGUCACCGAGGUGGUGAAACGGUGCCCCAACCACGAGCUGAGCCGGGAAUUCAAUGAGGGACAGAUUGCCCCUCCCAGUCAUUUGAUUCGAGUAGAAGGAAACAGCCAUGCGCAGUACGUAGAAGACCCCAUCACAGGAAGACAGAGUGUGUUGGUACCUUAUGAGCCACCCCAGGUUGGCACUGAAUUCACGACAGUCCUGUACAAUUUCAUGUGUAACAGCAGUUGUGUUGGAGGGAUGAACCGCCGUCCAAUUUUAAUCAUUGUUACUCUGGAAACCAGAGAUGGGCAAGUCCUGGGCCGACGCUGCUUUGAGGCCCGGAUCUGUGCUUGCCCAGGGAGAGACCGGAAGGCGGAUGAAGACAGCAUCAGGAAGCAGCAGGUGUCGGACAGCGCAAAGAACGGUGACGGUACGAAGCGCCCUUUUCGUCAGAACACACAUGGCAUCCAGAUGACAUCCAUUAAGAAACGGAGGUCCCCAGAUGAUGAGCUGUUAUAUUUACCAGUGAGGGGCCGCGAGACCUAUGAAAUGCUGCUCAAGAUCAAGGAGUCCCUGGAACUCAUGCAGUAUCUGCCUCAGCACACGAUCGAGACCUACAGGCAGCAGCAACAGCAGCAACACCAGCAUCUACUUCAGAAACAGACCUCGAUGCAGUCUCAGUCUACAUACGGUAACAGCUCCCCACCUCUGAACAAAAUGAACAGCAUGAACAAGCUGCCUUCCGUGAGCCAGCUUAUCAACCCUCAGCAGCGCAACGCCCUCACCCCUACAACCAUUCCUGACAGCAUGGGAGCCAACAUUCCUAUGAUGGGCACCCACAUGCCAAUGGCUGGAGACAUGAAUGGACUCAGCCCCACCCAGGCCCUCCCUCCCCCACUCUCCAUGCCAUCCACCUCCCACUGCACUCCCCCACCUCCGUACCCCACAGAUUGCAGCCUUGUCAGUUUCUUAGCGAGGUUGGGCUGUUCAUCAUGUCUGGACUAUUUCACGACCCAGGGGCUGACCACCAUCUAUCAGAUUGAGCAUUACUCCAUGGAUGAUUUGGCAAGUCUAAAAAUCCCUGAACAAUUCCGACAUGCCAUCUGGAAGGGCAUCCUGGACCACCGGCAACUCCACGACUUCUCCUCCCCUCCCCACCUCCUGCGGACCCCGAGUGGUGCCUCUACCGUCAGCGUGGGCUCCAGUGAGACCCGGGGCGAACGUGUUAUUGACGCUGUGCGCUUCACCCUGCGCCAGACCAUCUCCUUCCCACCCCGCGAUGAGUGGAAUGACUUCAACUUUGACAUGGAUGCUCGUCGCAACAAGCAACAGCGCAUCAAAGAAGAGGGGGAGUGAGCACUACCAUGUUAACUCCUCCCAUGCUCUCCCUGUCUGUCUUUCUGUCUGCCUUCUUACAAGGCACUAGUGCUUGACCUUCAAAGUGUCCUCCCUAGCUCCUCUCCUUCCUCUUCUCAGUCUGGCUUCUUAAGGGAAGAAGAAAUAAGAGGUUAUCUUUGAUCUAAUGUCCAACCUGGCACCUAAUUCUGAUUCUGGCUUUAAGCCUUCAAAUCUAUUGCUUGCAGAACUGAAGUUAUCAUGGCUAGGUGGAAGUGAGCAAAAGAGCAGUGGGUAUCUCCUUAAGCUGCAAAGAUUUCUCAUUGACUUUUAUAAAGCAUUUUCACCCUUAUAGUCUAAGACUAUUUAUAAAUAUAUAAAUAUACAGUAUAUAUAUUUUGGGUGGGGGGCAUGGAGUAUUGUUUAAAUGUAAUUUAAGGGAAAGGAAAUUGAGUUGCACUUAUCAGCUUAUUUUUUUAAUUUACUUAUUCAGAUGGCUUAUCUAUGCCCCUUCUUUCAAGGGGUAUCAUGUAUGGUAAUAGGUAUCUAGACAUUGAUGGCACAUAUGAAUGACAAAAAUGUCCUUUCAGUUCUUCCGAUGCGAAGCAAUUGCCACAUCAAAGCUUUGGAUGGAUCCAGUUGUUUUUACCAUUGCAUAAUGUGUGUAUGAGAAGGUGUUCUUACUUACAUGGUUCUCUGUGUUGGUGCACCUUAUGUCACUGACAUUGCUACUAGUGGUGGUUAUUCACUCUGGGGUUAUUUAGUUCAAUUAGAAGAAAAAGUCCAUGUUCUCACUAUCACACCCUAGAAGAAAGGAAAUAUCCUCUCUUGCUUUGGGUUGGGUGUGAAGAAUGUGGGUCAUGGCUAAAAUUCUUCAAAGUUCCCUGGCAGCUAGUUCAAAAACAUCAGGUAUCAUGUAUCUGGCUAUAUCAACAACCCCCUUUCAUUUAAUACCAGAUGCCUUAUCUUUUGGUAUGUAUUUGGAAAAUAUUUGUGGCUAAGUUUCAAUCCUGGACUAAGUCAAUGACACAUUUGCUUAUUAGAACUAAGGUUGAUUUGAUUGGGAUGAAUGCCGUCUCCCUAGUUCUUACACCGAAAUUGUAGUGUCUAUUCAGAAUAUCCAGGAAAAACAGGAAUCAUCCAGAAAUACCGAAUCUCCAUUAAACAGUGAGAGACAUCAGGGAGUCAUGAAUUGAAAUUCUUAAAAGAGCUUUUGAAACAUAGCUAAUAUUAUUUGGUGCAUGUUUCUUCUGAAAACCCUUCUAUUGUAUAAAAUUCUGCAUGUAGAGGCUCGUUUAUCAUUUUCUCUUCAAGGUUUAAAACAGGAGUAGUGAUCUGGAAAAUCUAACAUGAUGAGAUCAGUUUUCCUGUAGCAUCAGUUGGGUCACCCUAUCACUUUUCAUUCUUGACCAAUAGGAGUUUGACUUUGUUGGAAAAUAACUGUGAGAAUCCAAUUUCCCGUCCAUCUCUCUCCCGGACUGUCACAGACAUAAAAUGUCCCCACAGAUCAGGGGAUAAGCCAGUGGAGGUGUUGCUGGAACCACAUAAACAGAUGGUUGUCUUCAGACUUUGGGAAAAUGUGUAAAUGAUAAUAUUCCUGUAGAUCUUUCAGAAAGAUGCUUUUUUUUCCAAACCCUAAAACAAACAUUUUGUACAUAGGCUAAUGAGCUCUAAAAUCCUUCUGUGCAUUCUGAUAAAGGGCUGUGAUUGCACAUAAGCUUCCACUGCUGUUUUAAAGUGCAAAGGGGCUAAAGUAGCUCAAAAGGAUAAUGUGUGAGUUUCACCAGGAAAGUGUAUAUAUGUUUUGUGUGUGAAAUUACAUACUUUGUGUCUCAAUUUUUAUUAUCUUCUUGGGCUAGUAGGUUUUCCAGAACCACAGUUGAAACUUUAUUUUUUUUUAUUAUUAUUGUUUUUAUAUUUUCAUGGAAACAUCAUUUAGUAAAACUACAAUGUCAAACAAGGAAAACAAAAAUACUAUUACUGUAAGAUAGGGGGAAGGGAAUGUUGUUUUUUAUUAUUAUUUUUAUUUUGUAUGUUCAAGAAAGUGAGUCCUUGAUUUCAAAGUUUUAUUGUGCUUAAAUGAUAAAGGGCAAACUGUUAAUUUGUGCAGUAAGUAUGCAGCUUGGCUUUGAAAACCUACUGAGGGGAAGAGUAAAAGUGGUGCAUUGGCAAUGCUCAGAGGGCAGAUAGCUUCCCCAACUGUCCUGAGUGUCUGAACGAACCUAAGACCUCCUCUGAGCUAUUUCGGCACUGUUCAGGUAGCAUCAGGGACUCAGAAAUUCCUGUACUGUAUUGUACGUGUUUGGCACUAGCCAAGGCUAGGCACAACGGCUGGCCUCAUGUCCUGGUGGCAGCUAGGAUAAAGGGUGAAUGAGUAUUCAGGACCGACAAGUGGGAGUGGACUUAGUGGAGAUCUUGGCAGGGUGGGGGGUGUGCAGCUCCAUGCAGUCUGCUGAAGAGUGGAUGGGUUUUUGUUUGGAAGUGAUGAGAAGCAGAAAGGGAGACUAGAACUUUCUUCAUUAAAUCCAUUUGUCUUUUGUUUUCUUGAUAUCCUCCUAAAGUACAUUAUGUGGGAUGUUGAAUGUUAAAGGUUGAAUUUUUUUUUAUUAUUUUUAUAAUUGUACAAAAGUUAAAUGUCAAAUGUUUUAUAUGCUUUAUUAAUGUUUUGAAAGUUUCUUUCUUAUAGAUGCGAUACUUUUUUUUUUUUUUUUUAAAGCUUCUGUUGCUUGUCUUUGGUAUUUUGUGUAGUGGGCUUUUGGUGAGCCAGAGGCAAAUCCCCAAGUCACUUAUGUUUGCCAGGACAUGCAAUAAAAUUAAAAAAUAAAUAAAAAUGCUCUGAGAAAUGGUGUUGAUGGGAUGUGUGUGUGUGUGUGUGUGUGUGUGUGUGUGUGUCUUCUGUCUGUCCAUCCAUCCAUCUGUCCUAUUUUUAUCAUUGAGGAAGAAGAGGCACUGAAAGAAGCAUUAGAGUUUCAAAUAUUGAUGUUUCUCAUCUCAGACCAAAUAAUCAUUAUUUUCUUAUUUUAGCCAAUCUAUAAGGAAGGAAAGA
Molecule: messenger RNA, 5374 nt
Organism: Lutra lutra (Eurasian river otter)
Lineage: Eukaryota; Metazoa; Chordata; Mammalia; Carnivora; Mustelidae
Gene: TP63
Product: tumor protein p63
Exons: 14
Coding region: 226-2349 (707 amino acids)
Biological process (GO): apoptotic process; regulation of transcription by RNA polymerase II; protein tetramerization
Cellular component (GO): nucleus
Molecular function (GO): protein binding; RNA polymerase II cis-regulatory region sequence-specific DNA binding; DNA-binding transcription factor activity, RNA polymerase II-specific
Source: RefSeq, a predicted model, not a curated record